UUAAAGCAACUCUUUAAAAGAAUAGAGGUAGAUAGUCAAUCCAGAUGAAACAUGUUUAAAACUUCCUAUACGUUUAUCUUAGGAUGUCUGGCGAUAAUUACACAUACAUGUCAUAUAAUUACACCACAUAUCCAUCCUCUCAUCCUAUCACGUACUUCUCUUUGCAGGUUUGCCAGGAGCUGGUGCCUAUACCCAGUGGUCAUUGGGUAAAACCUGGACAGGUCGCCAGUCCAUCACAGGACCACACAGAGACACACACAGGACAAACAACCAUGCACACACUCACAUCUAAGGGCAAUUUAGAGAGACCAGUUAGCCUAGCAAUCAUGUUUUUGAAACUGGAGUACCCGGAGAGAACCAAUGCUCAUGUUCAGUGUCACAUAGGGCUGCUGCACAUAUAAAACACUGUGAAAGAUGCUGAUAUUUAUUAGCACAAUUGUUUGUUAUUGAAUUAGUAAAAAAAAAAAACCCGGUGCUUCACAGUAUAUAUUAGUGAACAUCUUCCUUCAGUAUUUGGAAGUGUAAAAUGGAGACAAAAACAUUAUCCCCUUGUAUUCCUAAAAAAUAACAUCAUAGCAAUUACCAAACGCCACUGGUUAUUAAAACUUGUAACUGUGGUGUGCUUCUCUUUGUUUUUAGUUGCUGGAUUUUCAGUUAGUUCCCAGUUAUAAAUAAAAUAAUAAUGCCCCUAAAGUUGCCGCUGUAACAGGGGAAGCCUGAGCUGCCUGAUAGAACGUAAUGAAUACAAGCCUAAACUUUUUAUUUUCACAUCAGUUUGCUUGUCAUUAAACCAAUGGAGAGCAUAGAGCUAAACCAUAGAUAUUCCUCCACAUGUUUCUUAGUGUUUGCAUGGAUAAAAUGUAAAGAAAUACAUCAAUAUAAUCUUGUGUCUGAACAGACGGCAUAACAACAAUUAGCGAAACUCGCUGCUUCUCCAGCUUGACACUGUGAUGUGCUCUGGUAAGUUGCAUUUGCUAAUUGCAAAAAAUCCGAAUCCAAUAUGGCUGCUGCACUUGUAAGACGUAGUGCUCUUAUGACUCCCGCAGGAGUCUUGUUUCACAUCCUCUGACUUCCUGCGCAGUUUACUUCCCUAGGAAAUGUUUGUGUUGACUCGCCCUCCACCUCCUCCUGUGUAACUAAAAUCUGUGUGUUCUCUAUGCAGGAGAAAAGACUGGGGAAUGUUUCUCAGAAACAUCUGCUCCCGUGAACAAAAGGCCGAUGGCAGCACGGCCUCUGUGGAAACAAACUCUUCCUGUUUACCACCCAGAGUUCUUCACCUUUUACGAUGUAACUCCACAUUGACCUAACCGUGCCCUCUUACCCAUUCAAAGGUCCAGUGGCAGAUGUCUAGUUUGAGACUAAACCUCUAGUGAAAGCAGAAGUUACAACAACAAUAGCAUAUCUUUAGAUUCUGUUUACAGUCACCUCCAAGGGUCGGGCCAAUUGAUAUGCCUACUUCCAGCUAUACAGUAGAUAAUUAGCAAUUUACGGUAAUUGUUACAUUUUCUGUCUUGUGUCAACUAUAAAAACUGAAUUAAUGUUGUUUCUUUAAGGCUUAAUAUCCUGCUGAAAUACAUAUUGGAAUGUGAACUAUUUAUUAAUGAUCUUACAUCAAUAUUUAUUUGAGUUUUCCUUCUGUAAAGCUUAAAUGGUGACUUUAUACCAGCAAUACUAGGUUAUUUGCCUCUACUUUCAGAUUGUAAUAUCGCUCCCCAUAUGAAAAUGAGUAAAAACACUUUUGGAGAGUAAAGCAGAUCAAGUGCAAAUAAAAGGAAUUUCAAUUGAAGGAUUUCAAUUUUCCUUCUUUAACAAGAAAACGUUGCUUUCCCAAGGCUAAGAUUCCUAACAUAUCCUCAGUAACGUCAUUAUCAUUCCAACAUUAAAUAUUCUAGUUAAUGGAUUACAUUUUGUCUUCUCACCUGAAGUUGUGCAGUACACACAUUGUCUUUGCCACUCCUGCUCUUAGAGCAGCAAUUGUCCUCACUUCUAUGGCGGGUAGGCCGUGGCGAGUCGAUUUGGACAGAAUCCGAAGAUGAUCGGCAAUGAAUUCAAAACGUGAAUUCAACCGUUUCCAAAAAAAAAACCUUUUCAUUUGUCAUGUUGGAAUUAAUUGUUAACUGGCCUUUCCUGCACAUCGACCAGUUUCAGGUCACUGGUUUUCUGCCGGUCAGUUGUGAUCGGGCUCUGAAUGUCUGUAAAGCUAUUUUCUCGUUGUUGGUUGUUGCAUUUGGCUACGGUUUCCCCCCCCCCGUUUGUUUAAACAAGUGUCUCACUGAGGAUGACGGGUGUUUGCAGACAUUUCUGUACUGUGGAUGCAUUCCAGUGCGUUUGUGUCUCUGUAUUGAAGACGGGUCGUGUGAGAGCCGGGAGACGCGGUUUAUUUGCCUGUUUUGGCUGGGCCGUGUUUGAUAGAGGAACUGUUUCAUGCCUUACAGGAGCUGUGCGUGUUUAUUUUGGGGGAUGGAUGUUUACAGGUCUUGUACCCCUCCUGGGGUGGUCUGCUUCGAGAAUGUAAUGAAGAAAAAAAAGGAGGGCUUUGUCUGUGUAUUUAUCCCCAUUUCUGUCAAUGGAGGAUUCAAUGAGAUGUAUUCAGCCUCCUCUCUCCGGUUGGCACUCUGCGGCGGCAGACAUCCACAGUUUCAUGGUCAGACAGAGAGACAGACGACUGAAUUAGGUGGUUUUUGUUUCUCUCUUCAAUGGUAGUCGUAUUUUUAGUAUCGACACAAGGAUAUUACCCAAACUUAUUAAGACAAUCCAAGUCAACACCCAGAGGACAGAACAGGAAACAGGAAACAGAAAACGAGUCCAGGCUCUGACUCUCAACAGCCUUUAUUCAACAGAAUUGAAGUAAAUCAUGAUGCCUGGAUUUGUUUUAUAGAAAAAUGUCAGACUUCCCCACCUCCUCCACUCCCACCCCAUCUCUGGAUCACUGCGACUAUGACGACUGGUAUCCCUCCUUCUCCAUCAUCCCGUCUGUCUAUGUUCUGGCCUUCUUGGUGGGUUGCCUUGGUAACAGCUUAGUGCUCUCGGUGUACCUGCUUCGACCCAACGGGAUCGGGAUAGGAGACAAACCGCAGUGUUGCUGCUUUUUCAGAGCCAGUCGCCAACAUCUGCCUUCUCCUUGUAAAAACGAACCAUCAGGACGAAGCUACAGAGCUUCCUCUCAUUCCUUCACCUCUUCCUCAUGUCCUCCCUCCAUCCCUCGGCCCUCUCACUCCCUCACAGAUUCUCUGAUAGCCAGUUUGGCAUUAGCUGACCUUUGCUUCCUUGUAACUCUCCCUCUUUGGGCUACCUACACAGCAAUGGGCUAUCACUGGCCUUUUGGGCAACCCCUUUGCCAGAUCAGCAGCUUCCUCACCGCCCUCAACAUGUAUGCCAGCGUAUUCAGUCUGAGCACGCUCAGUGUGGAGCGGUACUGGGUCCUGACGGGACGGCGGCACUCCGGCCACCAUCCCUUAACAAGGUGUCCCAGCAGGACGCUGUGGAUACUCGUAGCGGUGUGGGUGGUAGCAGCAGUCCUGGCUCUUCCUGGUUUGCUGCUGCGCUCUGUCAGGGAAGUGGAACUUGACCCCAAGUCUGAGGAUGACCCCGGAUCUGUAGUCCUUUCCUGCCAGAUGGAUUACUCCAUGCUGGUUGGGGCAGAGCUCGAAGAGGCUGAAAAAGACAGGGCAGAGGUGUGGUGGGCCGCGGUGUUGAGCUUAAAGUCAACCCUAAUUGGCUUCCUGCUACCGCUUGUCAUCAUGCUCGUCUGCUACUGCUCAUUGGCUCAGCUGCUCAGCAAGCACUUUGGACAUGGCCCCCGUCCCGACCGCAGGCGCCAGCGCAGACUCCUCAGGGUCAUUGUCACUUUAGUGACGGCCUUCUUCCUCUGCUGGAUGCCACUCAAUGUCAACAAGACUGUCUCCAUCCUGCUGGAGUUGGGCUUCGUCCCAUAUUCGUGUUCUCUAGACCAGGCUCUGCUGGCCGCUCAUCCGUAUGUCACCUGUUUGGCUUACCUCAACUCCUGCCUGAACCCUCUGCUCUACGCCGCAUGUGACCCUUCAUUCAGGGAACGAUGCAGAGCAACUCUGCUCACGUGUUGCGGGAUGUGCAGAAGAGAAGCAGAGGGAGACGGGAGGAAAGAAGAACGAGAGAAACAGCAGAGGAGCUCAGCCGUUCCGGCAGGGACACAAGAGGACGAAGAGGAAGAGGACAGGUUAUGAGAAGGAAAAGGAACAAUAAACUCUUCAUGUUUAAUUCAAAAACAGAAUAAAACUGAAUCUAAAAAAAUUGCUGCACAUUGUUACGUCUAAAAUUCCCAGCUGCCUGAGCAUUUGCUCUGUCCAUCUAGUGUGAGACGUUUAGAGUUAGCAUCCAGAAAGGGAAAUGUUUUUUCCCACGGGGUACAAUGGAGACGUUUCCCAGAGGAUGUUUCCUAAAUUAUUUGAUGCAAAAAUAACCUGGGGUCAGAUAAAAGCUUCUCAUGAUAUAUGAUAUGUGAUGCAUUCAGGAUGUGCUUUGUGUUUGUUGG
Messenger RNA from Xiphophorus couchianus (Monterrey platyfish), 4510 nucleotides. RefSeq names its product apelin receptor 2 (gene aplnr2). The transcript has 2 exons. Gene Ontology annotation, cellular component: membrane; external side of plasma membrane. The record is from RefSeq and is a predicted model, not a curated record. Gene Ontology annotation, biological process: positive regulation of cytosolic calcium ion concentration; neutrophil chemotaxis; calcium-mediated signaling. Gene Ontology annotation, molecular function: C-C chemokine receptor activity; C-C chemokine binding. Lineage: Eukaryota; Metazoa; Chordata; Actinopteri; Cyprinodontiformes; Poeciliidae. Bases 2883 to 4202 code for a protein of 439 amino acids.